Messenger RNA from Arachis stenosperma, 2425 nucleotides. RefSeq names its product G-type lectin S-receptor-like serine/threonine-protein kinase At4g27290. Gene Ontology annotation, molecular function: protein tyrosine kinase activity; ATP binding. The record is from RefSeq and is a predicted model, not a curated record. Bases 1576 to 2196 code for a protein of 206 amino acids. The transcript has 8 exons. Gene Ontology annotation, biological process: protein phosphorylation. Lineage: Eukaryota; Viridiplantae; Streptophyta; Magnoliopsida; Fabales; Fabaceae.
GCGCCUGUGGUGUGUUUGGUAAAGGAAAUCUUUCAAAUAUUAAAUAACCCCCUUUUUUUUUCUUUUUCCUAUCAGCAAUGAAGUUACCUGGAAGCUUCUCAUAUUGAUUCGUGCUCUUUCUCUAAUUUCUUUUCAUUUUUAAUUGAUUUUCCUUGCGUGCUUACCUUUUAUGAGUCAUUCAUUUCAGUAUUUCACUAGUUUUGUUAGCUUUUCUUUCAAUAAUUGCUGCAAUAGACAAAAUGAAUGAGGAGAUGCGGGAUUUGCGUUUGGAUCUAUUGUGAAGCUAUGCGAAGCACCGGCCAAUUAACACAAGAAGAAGAGUACCCUGUACAGGUUAGGUGUCAAUCUUAGAUGGGCCUCAAAAGUUCUAAUAGCACAAGUGAGGUAUAUUAGGAUGCGUUGCAGCUUAAAAUGAAUUACUUGCUGGAAGAGAAUGCAAGACUCAAGAGCUAGCAACAUCAGACAUGCAUCUACGUUUAUAUACAUACAUACAUACAUUAUAUUACUCAUUUAGAUCAGAUUUUCAUUCUUCGCAUUUUAAUUACAAGUGAUUUUGUUUGUUUAUGUUUGCUUUUAUGGUGAUACUGCGAUCUCUUUUGGUGGAUACAUGAUCUAGUAAAUGUUUAGUAAAAGCUUAUAGUAGCAAUUGUAAAUUGUAAUUAUGCAUCUUGUGCUUAUUUUGAUUGCAUAAGAAUUAGAAACAAGCGUGAAGAAUUUUUUGUCAUUUGUCAAAGAAAUUAGGAUUGUGUGUAGUUUAGAUCAGAUUUUCAUUCUUCGCAUUUUAAUCAAAUUAAGUCUUUACUUCUAUUUUUUAAACAGUGUUCUUUAAAAAAAUUUAGUCUACUUUUUUUUAAACAGUGUUUAUGUAUAUUUAUAUAUGUAUUCUUUUUAAACUGUGGGUUUAUGUUCUUAUUAAACUUCAUGCCUUAUUUAUGACAAUGAACGAUGCAAAAAGCAGAGUUGAAAUAAAUAAUUUUUUUUCUUUUUCAGUGAAAAUAAAAAAGACGUAUUUUCAAAAAGUAAUUAUGUUAUUUGAUUAGUAGCUAAGAUUGUGCAUAUACUUCAGUAAUAUGAGAUUGGCGGAAACUUGCACAGAAGGUGUUUGUGAAAUUGACGAGAUUGCGACACGGAAGGAGAGAAAGUAUGAAAGUGUAUGCCUAUUGUGGUUCAAAUGCUAUAUGCAUUGUGGAUAGUAAUGUUGCAAUAUGCAAGUGUCUGAAAGGGUAUAUUCCCAAUCCCAAGUUUCCUAGACCACAAAAUAUGUCAUGUUGGUCCAAUGGUUGUGAGAGAAAGGUUGCACUGGGUUGCAAUAACACCAAUGGCUUCUUGAGGUACACAGGCAUAAAAUUGCCAGACACAUCUUCGUCAUGGUAUAGUGAGACAAUGAACCUCCAGGAAUGUCAAAAGUUUUGCCUGAAAAAUUGUUCUUGUUCAGCAUAUUCAAGUUUGGAUAUUCGAAAUGGAGGAAGUGGUUGUCUAAUUUGGUUUCAUAAUCUUACUGACAUUAUACAAUUCUCACAAGGGGGUCAAGACCUUUACCUAAAAGUCCCUUCUUCAGAAUUGACUUGAAAUGCCAUGCUUAAGAAGAGAGAGAAUACUGUACUUGAAACAAGAUCUUCUGCUGCUAAUGGCCAUGGAAACAUCAAGCAAAAGAAGGUAGGAAUUGCAGUUGGUGUGAUUAUUUUCGGAUUAAUCACAUGUGUCAGCAUAAUGAUUAUACAUCCAGGGACAAGAAAAAUAAUUUACAGAGAAAAACAGAUGCAAGAAGAUAUUGAUCUACCAGCAUUCAAUUUCUCAGUCUUAGCUAAAGCUACCGAAAAAUUUUCAAGCAGUAACAAACUUGGAGAAGGUGGUUUUGGAGAAGUAUACAAGGGUACAUUGACUGAUGGGAAAGAGUUAGCCAUAAAAAGACUUCCAAAAAAGUCUGGCCAACGGUUGGAAGAGUUCAAAACUGAAGUAGCGUUAAUAGCCAAACUUCAGCAUCGUAAUCUUGUGAAGCUUCUUGGUUUUUGCAUUCAAGGAGUAGAAAAAAUAUUGGUCUAUGAAUACAUGCCAAACAAAAGCCUGGACUACUUCAUUUCUGAUGAAAUUAAAAGGAAGUUGCUAGAUUGGCCUAAACGAGUUGUGGGAAAGGGAGUGUGGGAAAAACAAGUUGUGCCACCUCCCUUGCAGUUUUCCAUAUUGGUGUUUUACUAACGGUUUGUUUCAUUCUUCAUGUCCCCUUAUUUCAAGUUUGUAUCUUAAUUGCUUAGUUGCUUUGUAUGUGAUUCUAAAGAGAAAUGAGCUGCGACUAUCAAAAUAUAUGAAGAAUGAAAAACUAAUCAGAUAAAAGAGUAUAAAUGAUAAAUAUGUCUUGUGUGUUUAUCAAGUGGAUCAUCUCAUUAACAAAAGAGUAACAAAAGAGAACACAUCAAAAUAUUUGUAG